CUGGAUUGAGAUACACAAUCCUAUUCUGCUGUUUUCUUGGUCGUGAGGUCGAUCGGAUAUGUUUCAACAGUGGAUCGACAAGUGAACUGGGUUUGCACCACCGGCCAGCGAGCAUGAGAGAAAAGAAAAGUAGACACUGAGAUAUCAACUGUACUGAUUCGCAACACAAGGUACUUUCACGACAAGCUUGAAAUGGAACUAUCAACGACCCCGUCGAGGAAUGUUGAUUCAUGUGCAAACAGGCGGAGGAAAAAGUUUCCAUCUGGCACUGAGGACGAGCAUUCAAAUCGCCGGAUGAGUGUGAGGCAAAGUUGGAGGACGCCAAAGUCUGCGUGCACAUUGCUGGUGUUCUCGCUAUACAUCAGCACGGGGAGCUCCUUCCUCCUUUCGCCAUUCACGCAUUGUUUUGGCCUCGCAGCGAUCUCCAAGGUGCUGAAUCCUGCUUGCACCCCGCAGCAGGUGGAUGUGGGGGCGGCGACUUCCUUCACCUUCCACACAGAGGACGGGAGAGUGGUGGUGAUAAACCUGGCCUCCGACCCAGUUUACAGAUGCUCUCGGUUCUCAAACCCUGACCUCACGUCGGUCAAUCGGCACGACGCGAAUCCUAUGUACGGGAAGGAUGGGAUCGAGGCCGUUGGCGAGACGCAGAGCAACAAGAACAGUGUGGACAAGCUCUACUUGAGAUGGCGGGGAUCAUACGGAGGCGAUGGAAUCAAAUUUUCCCAGAUGAUUGAAUCUCCAUUCCUACCGAGGAAGGGAUCGAUCCCGCUUCCACCGAUGUAUCCGCUGCCGGAGGAUCUCAUCAACAAGGACGGGAUUGUUGGCCUCGCAGCAUUCUUGUCUGUGUACGAUUUUGAGCUCGUCACUGAUUUCAGGAAGAUGGGAGGGUUCACCAUCAACGGGGUGGAUUACUCCAGAGAGGGUUACGAUGCUGUUUUCGUCAAGAAGAUUACGUUGAGGUUGAGGGGAGGAAGCACCCAGACGAAUCAUUCAGUGAACAGCUCGGUUGAAAUCUCGUUGAGUAGUCUCCCGAAGGGAGAGAUCGCUGACGAGGAGGCGUCUUCGAACGAAGUCGUGAGAUUAAAGGGAGAAAAGGGAGAAAAGAAACUCUCAAGGGUGGCAAGCAAGGCGCUGGAUGGUGGAAGACCUCUCCGCAUUGCCCUCUUGACUUGGGAAUCUUUGCACACUAUUGCGGUCGGAGGGGUAGCUCCGCAUGUCACUGAGCUGGCAGCUGGCUUAGAGCGCAGAGGGCAUGAAGUACACGUGUACUCGAGGACGGGAGAUGGCCAGAUGCCUUACGAGAUCAUCGACGGCGUUCACAUUCACCGAGUUCCGAUCCAACUUGAUCCAGACUUCAUCACGGAGUGCAGCAACAUGUGCAACUCCUUCGUUUGGUUCCUGACAGAGUCGGAGCAAUUCCAAGGAGCUCCCUUCGACAUCUGCCACGGGCACGACUGGCUCGCUGCGAAGGCCGUCGUGCAGUGCAAGAACAUUGGGAGGAACACUGUUGCCACCAUUCACAGCACGGAGUUUGGGAGGUGCGGCAACGUCAACUAUGGAGGGCAGUCCGAGCGUAUCCGUCGCAUAGAGGAAGAGGUGGUGCAAGUGGCAGAUCGUGUGAUAUCGGUGUCUGGGGUGCUCUGCGAUGAGGUGAAGCAACAGUUCCGCGUGUCGGAGGACAAGAUGCGGAUGGUGUACAAUGGUAUUCAUCUCGCUCCUUACCUAGCGACGUUCGAUGCAGGAGCAGUCAAGGCACGUUACAACAUCGGGCCCCUGGAUCCCCUUGUUCUCUUCGUUGGUCGCCUGGCGACGCAGAAAGGGCCUGACUUGCUUGUCGAAGCUGUUCCUCUCGUCCUCAACACGAGAUCCGAUGUCAAGUUUGCCAUCGUGGGGGAUGGGUACAUGCGGGCUGACCUGGAGAGGAGAGUGAAUGAGCUCGGUGUGUCAAAUGCCGUCCGCUUUCUCGGCAGCAUGUCAGGCCGGCCGCUCGUCGAGCUCUUCAAGAGCACAGACUGCGUCUGCAUCCCAUCGCGUAACGAGCCAUUUGGUAUCGUCGUCUUAGAGGCAUGGGCGUCGGGGAAGCCUGUAGUCGCCACAAGCUCGGGAGGGCCUCGGGAGUUUGUCGACCAUGGAGUGGAUGGUUAUCACGUGCAUCCUUCAGCGAACAGCAUCUCAUGGGGGAUCUGCGAGAUCUUCUCCAACUUUGAGAACGCAAGGCAGAUGGGCCUGAGGGGGAGGCAAAAGGCACAGAAAAGGUUCAACUGGGACAGAAUCGCACAGGACACAGAGAGGAUCUACAGAGAGCUGGCAGGGUUCUAGGGUGUGGGUGAGGAGGGGAGAGGAGGGUGAAUGGAUGGGUGAAGGAGGAAAGAGGAGAUGAGGAAAAGGAGAUUCCUUCUGUUGUAAAUCAAUUCUAUUGUUGUACUUAAAGCCAUGUUCUGCUG
Messenger RNA from Guillardia theta CCMP2712, 2444 nucleotides. RefSeq lists its product as hypothetical. Gene Ontology annotation, molecular function: glycosyltransferase activity. The transcript has 15 exons. The coding region runs from base 193 to 2319 and encodes 708 amino acids. The record is from RefSeq and is a predicted model, not a curated record. Lineage: Eukaryota; Cryptophyceae; Pyrenomonadales; Geminigeraceae.